UCACUUGCUCUCAUCUCGCGUCGUUCCUCCGUCGCAAAAAGCCGCUGUUCCGCCGCGCCAGUUCUGUUCCACCAAGCUCCAACCCUUCUCUUCUCCAGCCAUCCGGUUCUCCCUCACCUCUGUGCUCUAGAAGGGUUUCUUUCGCUUGUGCCUUUGCCUUCUGCAUCUGCUUCUCCUUUUGGAACCACCAGCUUCUUUACUAGAGUCAGAUACGCAUAUACCAUCUCACCGAGAAGGAGAAAGACGGUGAAAUCAAAGCCGCCGAAAUCAGGGACCAUCCAGUGUCCUAAAGGGAUCAGCUCGAACAUCAUCAACUUAAUCUGGUUUAGGAUGUUUCUCCUUCAGCAUCGUUUCAUUUGUUUGCAAUUCAUUCUUAAAGAAGCACCGCUGAACAACAUGGUUUUGACAUGUAAAUCUGCAAGCUUGAAAACACAAGAGAGAGUGUGAAUAAACUAUGAUUUCUUACCUUACUGAUUGUAUAAGCCCCAAAGUGGCAUCAUGUCUGGGGAGCCAGAUUUAAGCACAUAAUAGAAGUUGGAGAAGUGUUUUCAUAUGAUAGAUUUGAGAUUUGAGGUAACGUUUGAAGAAAAUUGGGUAGCUUCUUGUGAUGGAUCAUCACUUGGCUAGUGAUUCUCCGCAGGUUCGUCCUAGAUGGAGGAAAGUAGCAUAUGGCGGUAUGCAACCUGGUUUUGAUGACAAUCAUACCGAUGAAUCUUUCCUUGAAGGAAUGGUCAUGAAUGCCAAUGUUGUAAGAAGGGACAUGCUAAAGGUGAUGUUAGACUCUGUUUCCAUUUCUGAAUACUUAUGCAUUGUAGCUCUUGUUGUCUUAGUAUGGACCUACACACUAGAAUCAACCAUUGAUGAGAAUCGUCUUCUGUGCAUAGAUGUUAGUCUUCUAGUUUCGGGUUUCUUGAUUCUCCUUUUCACUCGGGAAAAGAUUUCCCUUAGCAUCCUUGUUCAUCAUUAUUUCCUCAAUAUCUCGUUUUUCAUAAUGGGAUUAUAUGUUUUGGCACCCAUCUACCAAACCCUUACAAGAUCCAUCAGUUCUGAUUCCAUUUGGGCGUUAACCGUAUCACUCCUCGUGAUUCACCUUUUUCUGCAUGACUAUUCGGAAUCAACUGUCAAUGCACCGGGGGCUCUCAAAAAUCCUGCAUUGACCAGUUGCAUCUCUGUAAAUGCUUCUGUAGUUGCCUCUGUAUUCAUUGCUUCUCGCCUUCCGUCGAGACUACAUGUUUUUGCCAUCAUGCUAUUCUCCUUGCAAGUUUUCCUAUUUGGUCCCCUGGUUACUUGCUGCAUUAAGAAAUAUUCGUUCCGUUUACACCUGUGUUUUUCUAUCAGUUUGAUGGUUGUGACAUUAAGUUUCGUGUACAUGCUGCGUUGCUUACUUUUCGUGUUGUUGCUUAGUUUGCUGGUUUUUGUCAAUGUGGUCUGCCCUUAUUGGCUUAUACGGAUCCAGGAGUACAAGUUUGAGAUCAAUGGACCUUGGGAUGAGGCUAAGCUUUGUUUUGCUAUUAGAGACUGAGAUAAAAACAAAGCAAUUUUGAGUAGCUUUCUGGGGUUCAUGUGAAUGUAAUCUUCUUAUUUGCUGAUUAUGGUCCUAGAUGCAAAUUUUGUAAUGCAUGGGGCCAUGGAGUUACCCUAAGAUUUUUGUAUCUUUCAUAAUUACAGAAGGAAAGUAUAGUGAAAGUUUUAUGUGAACAAGUUUUUGAAAA
Arachis duranensis is the source of this 1712-nucleotide messenger RNA. Its product is annotated as phosphatidylinositol N-acetylglucosaminyltransferase subunit C. Gene Ontology annotation, cellular component: membrane; glycosylphosphatidylinositol-N-acetylglucosaminyltransferase (GPI-GnT) complex. Bases 608 to 1522 code for a protein of 304 amino acids. The record is from RefSeq and is a predicted model, not a curated record. Gene Ontology annotation, biological process: GPI anchor biosynthetic process. The transcript is spliced from 3 exons. NCBI's taxonomy places the organism in Eukaryota, Viridiplantae, Streptophyta, Magnoliopsida, Fabales, Fabaceae.